Acipenser ruthenus (sterlet) is the source of this 4554-nucleotide messenger RNA. Its product is annotated as protein ABHD8-like. Gene Ontology annotation, molecular function: catalytic activity. Lineage: Eukaryota; Metazoa; Chordata; Actinopteri; Acipenseriformes; Acipenseridae. The coding region runs from base 463 to 1764 and encodes 433 amino acids. The record is from RefSeq and is a predicted model, not a curated record. The transcript is spliced from 5 exons.
UUGGCGAGAGCCCCUGUCAAUGUGACGGGAUGGGCGGGGAUACAGAGCUCCAGGGAUCCCGAACACAAGGGCACAGGGAUCGGUGCAGAGAUGCUGUGUGGUGCGCAGGAGCAGGUGUAGCGAUAGGGAUUUAGAGCGGUCACCUGGCCGCCUUCAUCUGUCCCGGGAUGGCACGUACAGCUCCACUCUGUACCGGCUCACUGCUAAUCAACAGCGCGAUGCACAGACCGCUGCUCACUAGAGAUUUCAACAUGUAAAGCAUACGGGAGAGGAAGGCAACAAGGAUAUAGCGGCAGAUUCCAACUAACCAGAUAAUUGGAUUGGCUGCAAAAGAUUAUUGAUCGCCAUACGCUAGUGUCGUCUCCGGUGUUGUUUGCAAGAACCUGGAAAAAAUAGACGUGCAAUAUUUCUCAAAAUAUCUGUGUUUGCCAGAUUUGCUCAUACAAUAAAUGAGGUAGAGCCAUGCUGACCAGCAUCACAGACGGGAUCAUGUGCUGUUUGACAGGGAAGUCUGCCAACACGGUGGCACCUCUUGAGAACUCAGAGCCGGGGGACGGGUACGAGUUCGUGGAGGUGAAGCCGGGCCGGGUGCUGCGGGUCCGACACAUCGUCCCGGACCGCGGGGGCUGUGAGACCUCGGGGGAGGAGGAGCAGAAGCCCGGCCGGGGGGUCGUGCACUGCAAGCGCAAGAUCACGGUCUACCGCAACGGACAGCUGGUCAUCGAGAACCUGGGGGACGUGGUGCGCUCGGAGAUCCUGCACUGCCAGAACGGCAACACGGAGGCCAGCAGCACGGUGGAGGUGGAGCUCUCCGAUUACAACAGCUCCGCCACCGAACCCAAGCCCUCGCACGGCGCCGAAGCCCAGCCUCCACCUGCCGGGGAGCGGCGGCGCAAACGCAAGCCCAAGCGCACCGUGCUGAUCGACUGCGACAGGAAGAUCUCCAGCUGCAAGGGCACCCACUCGGACGUGGCCCUCUUCUUCAUCCACGGCGUGGGCGGCUCGCUGGACAUCUGGGGCAGCCAGCUGGUCUUCUUCUCCCGGCUGGGCUACGGGGUCAUCGCUCCCGAUCUGGCCGGGCACGGAGCCAGCACCGCCCCCCUGAUCGCGGCCGCCUACACCUUCUACGCCCUGGCCGAGGACAUGCGGGCCAUCUUCAAACGAUACGCCCGGAAACGGAACAUCCUCAUCGGACACUCCUACGGGGUGUCGUUCUGUACCUUCCUUGCCCAUGAGUACCCGGAUCAGGUCCACAAGGUGGUGAUGGUGAAUGGCGGGGGUCCGACGGCGCUGGAGCCCAGCCUCUGCUCCAUCUUCAACCUCCCCACCUGUGUGCUGCACUGCCUCGCCCCCUGCCUGGCCUGGAGCUUCCUCAAGGCGGGGUUCGCUCGCCAAGGUGUCAAAGAGAAGCAGCUGCUGAAGGAGGGCAAUGCCUUCAACGUGUCGUCCUUCGUACUGCGGGCCAUGAUGAGCGGUCAGUACUGGCCGGAGGGGGACGAGGUGUACCAUGCAGAACUGACCGUACCCAUCCUGCUGGUGCACGGCAUGCAUGACAAGUUUGUGCCCAUUGAGGAGGACCAGCGCAUGGCAGAGAUCCUGCUGAUAGCCUUCCUGAAGGUGAUUGACGAGGGCAGCCACAUGGUGAUGAUGGAGUGCCCCGAGACAGUCAACACCCUCCUGCAUGAGUUCUUCCUGUGGGAGCCUGACCUGCCCAGCGAGGUCCCUGCCGCCCAGGACUCCCCGCCCUCGCAGGACAACAAGUAGCCAACCGGGGACCUUUCCAACCCAAACCAAACCAUGGGCUUGAUCGCCGGCUGGCUGCAGCGGGUGUUUCUGUCCGCGGGCUGAGAGCUGUUUUUAGUGCCGACGGGGCUGCGAGCUCCCGGGUGGAGCGGGAGACGCCCAGCGUCUCGGACUCUCCGCGAGAGAGAAGCAGGGAAGGAAGAGAAUCGAAGGCAGCUAAACGAGAAGGAGAAGUCAAAGAAAAAGGUGGUUUAUUUAUUCACUGUAAUCGUUUAUAAUAAGGCAUUCAAAGAACACGGGAUUCCGGAAUAGUCAGAACACUCUAACACUGGAACCAAGGGUUCUGAGUGUUCUGACAGUGCCCCUAUCUUGCUAAUACAAGUGUAUAACCCUAUUUAUGUCAGGAACACACUUUACCCAGUAACAUCCUGCUGUGGCUUUGGGUGAAUUGCUACCAAUUGUGUCUGGGUAGGUUCUGAGCAGCUGUUGUGGGAGGUGGGGAGGGAGGGAGGUGAUGGCUAGACUGGAGUUGGGGUAGUGAGUUUUCUAAUUGGAUAUCGUGUGGUGCUAUUGUAAUAAUAAUAUUUGAACUGCUAAAAAGGCUGACACCCUCAGUAUAGGGAACGCUGAUAGAUCCAGCUUACGGGUUUGGGGAAGGGGUAGCUUGUUCACCCCCUUCCCCCUACAAAGGAGUCCCAAGUCAGGCAGCCCCGCAGGACUUACCCUGAUGCGGACAUGAGCAAACACAUGUCACAGCAGUCUUCUCAAUCGAAUAUUAUAAUGGAUUUAUAUGUGUGAGUGCUAGCUGUAUUAUACUGUACAGAAAACCAAGGACAGCUAAUUAAUGCACUUGGCAGACACUGGAUUCCAAGGAGAGAGGCUCUGCCCGUCCGAAAGAGGUCUCAGGAAUGUUGAGGAAACCCAAACAGGUCUUCAGCAAUAAUCCUUGUUGAAUCCUUGUGUCUGACAAGAACCCAGCACAGCAUCAAUACAAAAAAUCCAGCCACAAUCCUCUUGAUUUGAUCCACAAAACGUAAUAACGAAUAAAUAGUAAGGAAUAAAUAAAAAAAUCAAGCCAUGAUAGGUCGGGCAGCCUUGGUGCGGCGGGAGGAAGACACAGGAAGUUUGACCCCUUCUGUUUCUACGUGUGCGACUGUCGGCUCCGUGUUAUUUAUUAAAAUCCGCAUCGGUGUUGUUUGUGCCGGGUUUGUGAUUCAAAUUCUUUGUUUUAUAUUAAAAAAAUAAGCGUAAAUUAUAAAUGAGUAAAAAUGGUCAGCCUCUAUAUACUGGAUGGGCCGCUGUGCUGAGCAGUGUCGGUGUACUGUAUAUAGCUUUGCUUUUACCUGGAGAUAUGCAAUGCCUCCAGAGCUGAUAGAGGGAUGAGCAUUGCUUUGGAAGCCCUGAAUGGGUAUAUUACUCAAGUGACAGUACUUGUCUGUGGCAGCCUGGCAGUGAAUGUGGUUGGUGGUUCAACGUACAGCAGUGUCCAUGAAUCACCUUGCAUUUAACAUUUAUUUCCAACCAAAAAUGUUUAAUCACUGAUGAUAUGAACACACAGUUUUAGGAGAAUAUUAAGCAUAUCCAAGACUCCUUCAUGCCAAGAUAAAAUCUGGUAACCAUAACUUCACAGUAGCAAGUGAAAGAUGUAAGGUGAUACAAUACCCAUGGCUGCACACCUUGUAAUAUUGGACAGAACAAGGGUUGGGACCAAUCCAUGCUUUUUUUUUGUUUCAAUCUUCUUCCCGCUUCCAGCUGCAGAGCAAUAACGGAUGAACAAUCUUUGGUCCAUCACUGAUCCAACAAAUGUGGGAAGUUACCCUAAAUUUCAACAUCAGCAUCCCAAAAACACAACGUCUCACUUUAGGAAUAACCCCUCCUUCUUGGUCUGCUAUAAAAAAAAAGAAAUGUGCUGUUCAUACUUGUAAUGACUUUCUAAAGCGUUGGUUCAGGAGCCCUACCUUACCUAGUGCUCCCUCGCUAACAAUGUAUUGUGUGUCUCAUAAUGAGAAAUUGCAAUUAUUCUGAAUAAGGAGAAAUCAGGAGUCGCAUAUUGCAUGGUUUACCACCGUAAAUUCAAAGCUGUAUUUAGCACUUUUUCCAUUAAAAUGACACAUCCUUGCAUGAAGACAUGUAGGUCUGAUUGCACCAACCUGGAUUAAACUAGGAUUAGUCAAUCUGGGAUUAUGUUUUAAUCUUAAAUUAAGAAAUAUUUAACUAUAUUUAAAGUUUUGUGCAUCAGGAUUAGAACAUAACCCUUGAUUUAAUCUGGUUUAGUGCUUAAUACACGCUGGUUCAAAUCGGCCCUUAAUAGAGAUUUUAUCAUUUUUAAAUCAGAACGUUCCAUGAUCAAACAUCGAAUCGGUACAUGCCUACCUAGUUUUAGGUGAGGUCUUUUAAAAUGCAAAUAGUCUUUUGGGGUACAUUCGAUACCCUCUUUUGCUAAAGAAAACACUGCAAUCUACCACUCGCUGGAGACAACUGACAAGCGAGUGAAACUGGGUCCCCAAUGGAAACCCAGCCCUGGUGGUAUAGCCCUGCAACAUGCACCCUGGUUUCUGCUUUAUUUGUGCAACAUGUCGAUAAUCCACUGUGGUGCCCCUGUGUGGUGGAAACAUGUAAAUGUCUGUAGCAAUUACUCAGAAAUAAUAAUACUUAUUCUAAAUAAUAAUAAUGAAUAAACAGUAUGCGCUGACUGCCUGCAAAACGCUUGUGUUGCAACAAAGUUUGGCUCAGCCAACACUUAAAAUCUCAACCUGUGCAAUGUGCAAUAGUGCCAUUUCCAGCAGUAAAAUAAAGUAUAUAUUCUGUGUG